UCUGCAACUCCAAAGAUUUCCUAAGUUCCUCUUCGAGUAGAAUCGUUUCCAGAGAGAUACAAGAAAUGGCAUCUUUCAACAAUUUAAAAAAUGUGCUAAUGCUGGCAAUUGACUGGAUUCUGUACAGUGCUGGUGCUGCAGAUACCUGCCAAGUCAAGGUAACACAACCCAGAUUUCAGGAAGCUGACUCCUCCAUGCAAACUGUGUUCCUAUCAUGUGCUUUCUCUGCCUCUGGAUGCUCCUUGUUCCCACCUCAAGUUCUAUGGUUUCGCUUUUUAACUAACAAACAUGAGGAUUUGUGUAUUCCUGAGUGCAAAAAGCAGCAGAAGUUCAAAGUACAUUUUUUUUCAGAAAAAAACAUUUCACUUCAGAUCAAUGAUCUGACUGUAGAUGACAAUGCUGUUUAUAUCUGUGGAAUAUCAUUUUCAAAUUCAAGUUCACCGCGUGCUAAACAAACAGGAGAUGGAACAGUACUAACGAAAACAGGAGAGGAAAUGCAGCACGGCAAUGGAAAACUCGUCUUCAUCUUCCUGAUCAUCGCCUCAUCCUUAAUGUUUCUAUACAGCACUACUGUAUUCACAUUCUUUGCAGUCUACAAGUUAAAACCAAAGCUGCUAAAGAAAAGCAGGAACGAAGACCAAAGAACAGAGAACUGUAAAAUCAAUAGUGGACGAAAAAUUUUUCAAGCGAUUGCCCAAGAACUUCAAAAGCAGAAGUAUGCUGAACGUUACCGACAGCCUGAUGAUUUGGAAGAUGACAAUGUUUAUCAGAACAGAUGACCAUAUGCAGCAGUUCAGAUUUGUUCAAUAUCUCAUGCAAGCAAAGGGGCAGAUGAAGAAGUUCAGCUUCCUCACAAACUUCCUUUGCUUUAAAAAGAGAGGAGAAAACCUUGCAGGGCAGUGUUCUUCGAGAGUAUUUUCUAAACAGAUCACCAAAACCAAGUGCAUUGUAUGUUACAUCUAUGUUAAUAUAUUACUUCCAUUUUCCAUUCUGGAAGAGUAAGAACCAUGGGAAAAGACUUCAUCUUUCAUAAGAUAACUGUUAAUGCUUCAUAAAAGUUUCCUUUCGCAGUUUAGAUUUAAUUCUAUGUCUUUUUUUCUUUUUACAUAAAUUUACAUGUAUUCCUUUUACAUGAAUUAAGCAUUUGUGAAAGAUGUAUGAUAAUUGACAGCAACAGAAAAUAAAUUCAUUUCAUAGGUGAAACUCUGGGUUUAGUCAUGUUAAUGUGAUAGUUACCAAUGUAACAGAUAUACACACAGAUCAACAAUUACUGAAUCUUAACAAUGACUUAAACAGAGCAAAACCUAUGUAUUCUGUAGACAGGCAAGCAGAAAAAAAAAGACAAUAUAAAUGCAUGUACUAUCAUGGUAAAGCUCAUUUGGGAUGGGAGCUUCUUUCUAGCCUAUUUAGGAGAGGAAAGUAGUGGUCAUAGUGAGGAGGCUGCUCCUGCAAAAAUAAAAUUCACUUGCUAGACAGACAACCCCCAUCUUCCAGUCCUACCAUCCAAAGUCAGGAUUACCUGGAGCACCAAGUUUUGCCUUUACAUGCUCAUUCAACAUGGAUACAAGCAUGAACACUGAAGCAUACCACCUAGUCAAGGUAGUUUUGUGUUUUGUUUUUUUUUUUUAAAGUACCUAGCCAAUCUACAGAAAUCAGGCAUUCUCCCUACUAAAGAACAGCUGCACCUUUUAUCAUCACUUAAAUAAAGCAAGGCUUUGUUUAAAAAAAUGAAAAGGCAUUUAUCACAUCAGUGAGAUGAGAGCUGACAAAUGAGACAAAGCAAGAGUCCAUCUAGCACAGUACUGUGUUUCCAGCUCAAUUUAGUACCAAGUAUUUCAGGAAGAUGGAAAACACACCUUUGUCUUCUUAUCCCUGUCAAUCAAUCACAACGACAUCAAUGUGUUCAACCAGAAAAUUUCAUAAUCCCAGGCUGCUAGUGUUUACUACUUCUGAAGUAUGGUGUCUCUGACAUUUUUAUUUUACAGAAACUUAAACCAGUCUAGUCAUAUAUUAUCUAAUAAUGCCUUUAUGCAAAUACGAUGUCUAUAUUAGGAAAUACAAAGUAUUUUUACAUGACCCCAUGGGAUACCUAUUAAAAAUACAAAGUUAUAAUAAUACAUGUUCUUAUGUGACUAGUCCAAUAACCUAUGAUUCAUCCAGCUUAUUGCACAUGUCUAAAUUUGGCAAGUAAGUGCAUUACUUCUUGUUCUGUACGUUGAAAAUAAAACUCUGAGAAGCCCCAGAAAGAAUUUAUGAUUAAGCUACUUUGGACUCUAGGUGUCACUGUAAUUCCACAAACAGUAAGCACAGAGAUAUUAUUUCACCUCCUCCUCCACCUUGCUUUGUUCUCUUAAAGCAACUUUUAUGUUAUUCACUUAGUUUCUGCAAUUACCCUCCCAUUACAUCACCUGUAAUAACCCAAAUACCUCAUUUUGAUUAAAAUAAUUUCUGCAUUUCUAGAAAAUGAUCUAUACACUGAUCAAACAUCUUACUUGCCUCAUCUCUUCUCCAUUUGUUCCCUCCUCUAAAAUUCAAAAGUUUCUCUAGGUGGGUCCAAAUUGCUUUUAAUUUAGCUGAACUUACUUGAGCCAUGAAAUGUUCUCUUUGAAUGUUCCAUGUAUAUUUUGUUUUGUUAAAUAU
Messenger RNA from Grus americana (Whooping crane), 2640 nucleotides. It is a transcript of the gene IGSF6, whose product is annotated as immunoglobulin superfamily member 6. The coding region runs from base 66 to 779 and encodes 237 amino acids. Lineage: Eukaryota; Metazoa; Chordata; Aves; Gruiformes; Gruidae. The record is from RefSeq and is a predicted model, not a curated record. The transcript has 6 exons.